Messenger RNA from Lachancea sp. 'fantastica', 822 nucleotides. NCBI's taxonomy places the organism in Eukaryota, Fungi, Ascomycota, Saccharomycetes, Saccharomycetales, Saccharomycetaceae. The record is from the annotation of a GenBank genome assembly.
AUGUCUGGAAAUGGAGUUUCGCCAGUGGACGCACAUCUAGUGGUGCGUUACGCACCUCAGGAAAGAUCUGGAUCGGACCGUGCGCAAAGAAGAAGAUCGUCGAUCCAGGGUACUUCGAUUUGCGUGACAGAGCCGUGGCUACAGGAGGAAAGCGAGGAAGACGCAAAUAGCGAAUACGGAGCAACUUCUGAGUCGAGAGGCUCCGGAAGACUUUCAGCUUCGCUUCGCGUCUGCGAUCUGUACCAGUGCGUCCAUCAGCACUCGUCAGCAACGCUACAUCCACAGCUGUACUCAGGAUCGUCCGUGACACGACCAGCGUCCCAAACGUUCAAUACUUCGGCAAACUCUCUCAGAUACCGCAGUCCAACAGAGCGUUCACGCCGUUUCAGCGAUACAGAGUCCGAUCUAGCGGGAUUAGGGGCCCAUUUCCUACUGGAUAGGGCUUCCUCAUCGUUUUCGAAUGACCCAACCUCAGUCGCAGCAGCAAGCACAACUGCUGCUGCUGCUGCUGCUGCAUCACGAUCACCACAUUUUGAGGAACUGGCAUGGCGAAUACCCUCUAGAUCUCGACAGUCGAGUCUGUCUUCAUCUUCACAGGCUUCGUCUGGUAUAGGUCCCACGUCUGCGACAAGCGAUCAUGCCGAUAUACAAGACCUUCGCGACGACGAACAUGGCUCCCACGCCGAGACUCGCGGGCAGAAUGCAGAUCAGCAGUCGCAUCAAGAUUGCUGGGUGGAUCUCAGCAACCCAUGCUGUCGACACCAUCACCGACGCAAUUCCACAGCCAUCAAAUUUCGCAAAGCCCUCUACGAAGAGGAAUGA